Molecule: messenger RNA, 1893 nt
Organism: Theileria orientalis strain Shintoku
Lineage: Eukaryota; Apicomplexa; Aconoidasida; Piroplasmida; Theileriidae
Product: histone acetyltransferase gcn5-related
Exons: 1
Coding region: 1-1893 (630 amino acids)
Biological process (GO): chromatin remodeling; positive regulation of transcription by RNA polymerase II
Cellular component (GO): histone acetyltransferase complex
Molecular function (GO): protein binding; histone H3 acetyltransferase activity
Source: RefSeq, a predicted model, not a curated record
AUGAAAACUAAAUUAAAUCACCAGAAUUUUGGAACUGAUGAGUCCCAUUCAUCAGCCGGGCCGUCCACGCCACAAUCAACGUCCGACGCCAGGGGCGUACCCAGGGCUCCGGCCGGCCCAACUCCAGAUCUGAGCUCUAAAAACGAGUCGAUAACAUCAUAUGUGCGCGAAAUAGUAAACCUGUACGUUUUGGACUGCAAGAGGCGUCCCGACCCCUUCCAGCCCACGCUAGAGCCCAAAGGGGCCUCCAGAGCCGCGGAAACAAAUUCUCACUGUAUUUUAAACGGAAAUGACGUUUCCAAAAUAUUCACGUCCUCGUUCGAGCGAGUUCCGGAGUCGAGAAGAAAGGAUCUGCUCGAGAUCAGAUCCAUCCUGAGCAAGUCAGGCCCGGAGGACCUGGAGUCGCUCGUAGCCACGCUGUGCGCAAUAAUAAGCUACCAGCAGCUGCUGACGCCGUCAGCCAGACAGAAAUUCACCAACGACCACCUCCAGGAGUGGCUUAAGUCGCAGGACGCGGACGCGUUCGCCGGAAAGGACUACGAAAAGACGUACACGAGCUGGAAAAACUACCUCAGGAAGCACAUGCCGACGGGAGUGAAGCUGUGCGACUACUUUUCGGCCGAUUUCCUCAGGUCGGUGCUGGUGCUAAACGCGGAUCGCAUAAGGCAGGAGCUGGAGAAGACGGCGUUCAAGCUGCACCCGGACCUGUUCAUAUCCCUUCUCUGUAAGCAGUGCGGGUUCACGGACGAGCAGGCGGUGACGGUGGGCACGAUGAGCAGCGCGAAGGGUUACCAAAUCCAGUCGCUCCUGCCCUCGGAGACCGGCCUCGGCUUCCUCCACAGGGACGCGGGGGGCGCUAAGGAGGAGGACUUGGGGAUCAUCACCUUCGAGUGCAUAACCAACGACCGCGAGCCAGGCCACAUGAUAAAGCUGAUCACUGUCAAGAACAUAUUCUCGAGGCAGCUGCCCAAGAUGCCCCGGGAGUACAUCGUGCGCCUCGUCUUCGACAGGAACCACUACACCUUCUGCCUCCUGAAGAAGGGCGAGGUGAUCGGCGGCAUCUGCUUCAGGCCCUACUUCGAGCAGCGGUUCGCGGAGAUCGCCUUUCUGGCCGUGAAAUCGACGGAGCAGAUCAAGGGCUACGGCACGAGGAUCAUGAACCACCUGAAGGAGCACGUGAAGAAGAGCAACAUCGAGUACUUUCUGACCUACGCGGACAACUUCGCGAUCGGCUACUUCAGGAAGCAGGGCUUCUCGCUCAAGAUCACGAUGCCGCGCGAGCGCUGGUUCGGCUACAUCAAGGACUACGACGGCGGCACGCUCAUGGAGUGCUACAUAUCGCCAAACAUUAACUACUUGAGGCUCAGCGACAUGCUCAGCCAGCAGAAGGCGAUCGUCGUGAAGUGCAUAGAGGCGAUAAAGCCGCUGAAGGUCUACAACGGCAUGGACGUCUUCGCCAAGGACCCGAACGCGACUCUGAACCCGGCCGAAAUCCCGGGCCUGGUUGAGGCCGGCUGGACUAGUCAGCCCGCGCCCAGCAAGUCCGACCCUGCCUCUGCUGAGCCUGACGGCCAGAAGAAGUCUUUGAAGGCUGCCAUUCUGGACCUUCUGAACACGCUCAACAAGCAGCAGAGCGUCUGGCCCUUCCGGAAGCCCGUGAAGCAGAGCGAGGCUCCCGACUACUACGAGAUCAUAACGCACCCUACCGACAUUUCCACGAUGAAGCGUAAGGCUAAGUUGGGCGAGUACAAGACCAAGGAGCAGUUUGGCGAGGAGUUAAAGCGGAUGUUUGACAACUGCAGGCUCUACAACACUUCCCACACCAUUUACUACAAGUACGCGAACGAGCUCCAGGCGUUUAUAUGGCCCCAGUACGAAAACAUACAAGAAUGA